Molecule: messenger RNA, 2112 nt
Organism: Exophiala aquamarina CBS 119918
Lineage: Eukaryota; Fungi; Ascomycota; Eurotiomycetes; Chaetothyriales; Herpotrichiellaceae
Product: acetoacetate-CoA ligase
Exons: 3
Coding region: 1-2112 (703 amino acids)
Biological process (GO): lipid metabolic process
Cellular component (GO): cytosol
Molecular function (GO): acetoacetate-CoA ligase activity
Source: RefSeq, a predicted model, not a curated record
AUGGCAGACCAACAGCAUCCCAUCCCACGGAAACUAUGGGAACACCCAAAGCCCAAGAGCACCACCAUGUGGAAGUUCUGGAAGAGCUUGGACAAGGCUUACGGAGUGACUUUGGAGGACUGGGACGCACUCUACCAAUUCUCUGUCACACGGCGGUCCGACUUCUGGAGAUACGUGGUUGAGUAUUUUCCGAUUGUGUACAACGGCAAGAUCCCCAACCCAGUUGUCGACGAAUCUGCACGCAUGGACUCCGUACCACGCUGGUUCGGCGGCCUCACGAUGAAUUUCGCCGAGAACAUUUUGUUUUCUGGCGACCAGCACGGGAAUCCGGUUAUCAAUGCGGCGAAAGCGGAUGAUAAGAUCGCUGCCAUUGAGGUCCGUGAGGGCUGUUUUCUCGAGCCCAUCCACCGUGUGACGUGGAGAGAGUUGAGGCAACGCGUUGGAAGAUUGUCGCAGGCUAUGCGGGCUCAUGGGGUCAAGAAGGGCGAUCGCAUCGCGCUCGUGGCGAGCACGAGUCUUGAUACACUGGUUGUGUUUUUGGCGACCACGACUCUCGGCGCGCUGUUCAGCUCCAGCAGCACUGACAUGGGCGUCAAAGGGAUUCUCGAUCGACUGACCCAGAUUAAACCCAGGUUCCUGUUCAUGGAUGACUGGGCCUUGUAUAAUGGCAAAAAGGUCGACCUCCGGCCGAAGAUGAAGCAAGUCAUGCAGGGCAUGAGCGCCGUCAAAGAAUUCGAGGGCAUUGUCAGUCAAGUCCGCUUUGCACAUUCGCCCGCCGAUGUCUCGUCUGUACCCAGGGCGAAAACCUGGGCGACGUUUAUCUCUGCAGCUAAGUCCACCGUGCUGGAGUUCGAGCAGUGUGAUUUCUCCGAUCCUUUCCUCGUCGUCUAUUCGUCCGGCACGACUGGUCAGCCCAAGUGCAUCGUCCAUGCUAUCGGCGGCGUGGUCAUUUCUGGCCACAAGGAAUUCAGGCUUCACCGUGAUGUUGGCCCGAACUCUUGCAUGCUCCAGUACACGACUACCGGGUGGAUCAUGUAUAUGGCCAGUGUGCAGGCUUUGCUUGUGGGUUCUGCUAUUGUCAUCUAUGACGGUAGUCCAUUCACACCCAAUCUCACGAAUUUCAUUGAACUUAUCGGUCAGGAGAAGGUCACCCACCUAGGCAUUAGCCCACGGUACCUACAGACUCUGGAAGGAAAUGGUGUUAUUCCAAAGAAGGUCACCGACCUAAGUAAUUUGGAAGUCAUCACGAGUACAGGCAUGGUACUCUCCGAUAAACUGUUCGAAUGGGUCUAUGACGAAGCAUUUCCCUCGAGCAUACAGCUGGACAAUAUCUCAGGAGGUACGGAUUUGGCCGCGUGCUUUGGCACAGGAAACCCUAUCCUGCCAUUAUAUGUGGGCGGAUGUCAGAGUUUCUCCCUCGGUGUGCCUGUCGCAGUCUACGACCAGACCAUCGAAGGCGGAAAGGGCGUCAAGGGCCAAGAGCUACCAAUUGGUGAGGCUGGUGAACUAGUCGCGUAUCAGGCUUUCCCAACCAUGCCUGUCACUUUCCUCGGGGAUAAUGGACCCCAGAGGUACUUCGACAGUUAUUUCGCUCGCUUUGACAAUGUCUGGACGCACGGCGACUUUAUCUCGGUACACCCAGUCACCAAGCAGGUUAUGUUCCUCGGUCGUGCUGACGGCGUCUUGAACCCCAGCGGCGUACGAUUCGGCUCGGCGGAGAUUUACAGCAUCAUCGAGGCGAAAUUCGCUGAUAAGAUCAGUGACAGUAUCUGUGUGGGGCAGAGGCGGCCCCAGGAUCAGGAUGAAAGGGUUGUUUUGUUCUUGUUGAUGAAGCCUGGCCAUAAAUUCACUAGCCAGCUCAUCAGAGAGGUCAAGGACGCCAUCAGGAAAGAAACCAGCCCCAGACAUGUGCCCAAGUUUGUAUUUGAGACCAAGGAGAUUCCAACUACCGUUAAUUUGAAGAAAGUCGAAUUGCCCGUGAAACAGAUAUUGUCAGGGAAGACCAUCAAACCUUCGGGUACACUGUUGAAUCCUCAAAGUCUGGAUUACUAUUAUCAGUUUGCCAAGGAUGAGAAUCUGGUGGAUUUGGCAGACCCUAAGGCGAAGUUGUAA